Molecule: messenger RNA, 6891 nt
Organism: Hipposideros armiger (great roundleaf bat)
Lineage: Eukaryota; Metazoa; Chordata; Mammalia; Chiroptera; Hipposideridae
Gene: ATP10B
Product: ATPase phospholipid transporting 10B (putative)
Exons: 25
Coding region: 215-4573 (1452 amino acids)
Biological process (GO): phospholipid translocation
Cellular component (GO): plasma membrane
Molecular function (GO): ATP binding; ATP hydrolysis activity; magnesium ion binding
Source: RefSeq, a predicted model, not a curated record
UGAAAACGCCCAGAGAGUGUUGAGUCCCCCUGUCAGAGCUGUGGAGCCUGCACCAAGGAGAAGGAGAUACCAACGCAAGUUAUUCAGAAGGAAAACAAUACCAUUUCCAGAGUUGGUAUUCCUGUGUUUGGCUUGCCUUAAUAGGAGAAUUGGGACUGGUGACACUUGUUUCAAUGAAAGCAGCAGUGUGAACGACUGCAGCCUGCUGCCAGAAAUGGCCCUCUCAGUGGACUCGUCUUGGCACCGGUGGCAGUGGCGAAUUAGAGAUGGCCUCCUCCAGGCUCCAUCAGAGGCCACACCACUGCUGUCCCCAGAGAAGGGGAGGCAGAGCCACAACCUGACGCAGCAGCGGGUCGUGUUCCCCAACAACAGCCUGUUCCACCACAAUUGGGCAAAGGUCUCCGGGAGAUACUCCAGCAAUAGAAUCUGCACGACCAAGUACACCCUUUUCACCUUCCUUCCCCAGAACCUCUUGGAGCAGUUCCACAGGUGGGCUAACCUCUAUUUCCUGUUCCUGGUGAUUCUGAACUGGAUGCCCGCCAUGGAAGUUUUCCACCGAGAAAUCACCAUGUUACCGUUGGUCGUUGUGCUCUCCAUCAUCAUGGUCAAGGACGGCAUGGAGGAUUUCAAGAAACACCGCUUUGAUCGAGAGAUAAACUGCUCCAACAUCCAGAUAUACGAAAGGAAAGCCCAGAGCUAUGUGCAGAAGCGCUGGAAGGAUGUGCGUGUGGGAGAUUUUGUCCAAAUGCAAUGCAAUGAGAUCAUCCCAGCAGACAUACUCCUGCUCUUUUCCUCGGACCCCAGCGGGAUCUGCCACCUGGAGACGGCCAACUUGGAUGGAGAGACAAACCUCAAGCAAAGGCGUGUGGUGAAGGGCUUCUCUCAGCAGGAGGUGCAGUUCGAGCCGGAGCAUUUCCACAACACCAUCGUGUGUGAGAAACCCAACAACCAUCUCAACAAGUUCAAGGGUUAUAUGGAGCAUCCUGACCAGACCAGGACCGGCUUUGGCAGUGAGAGCCUUCUGCUUCGAGGCUGCACCAUCAGAAACACCGAGGUGGCUGUUGGCAUUGUCAUCUAUGCAGGCCACGAGACAAAAGCCAUGCUGAACAACAGCGGCCCCCGGUACAAACGCAGCAAGAUCGAGCGGCGCAUGAACGUGGAUGUCUUCUUCUGCAUCGGCCUCCUCUUCCUCAUGUGCCUCGUUGGAGCUGUAGGUCACAGCCUCUGGAAUAGAACCUUCAGCGAACACCCUCCUUUCGACGUGCCAGAUGCCAAGGGCGGUUUCCUUCCCCUUGCCCUCGGGGGCUUCUACAUGUUCCUCACAAUGAUCAUCCUGCUCCAGGUGCUGAUCCCCAUCUCCCUGUACGUGUCUAUUGAGCUGGUGAAGCUCGGGCAAGUCUUCUUCCUGCACAAUGACCUUGACCUGUAUGAUGAAGAGACCGAUCUGUCCAUUCAGUGUCGGGCUCUCAACAUCACGGAGGACUUGGGUCAGAUCCAGUACAUCUUCUCGGACAAGACGGGGACGCUGACCGAGAACAAGAUGGUGUUCCGGCGUUGCACCAUCAUGGGCUACGAGUAUUCUCACCAAGAAAAUGCCAAGCGACUGGAGACCCCAAAGGAACUGGACUCAGACAGUGAAGAGUGGACCCAGUACCAGUGUCUGUCCUUCCCAGCCAGAUGGGCCCAGAACCCAGCAGCAGCAAGAAACCAAGGAGGGGCCCAGCCUCUGAGGAGAUGCCAGAGUGCCCGGGUGCCCAUGCAGGGCCACUCUCGACAAAGGUCCUUGGGGCGCUGGGAAAACGCACAGUCUCCUGUGGCUUUCAGCAGCUCCCUAGAAAAAGAUGUGACUCCAGACAAAAAUCUGCUGACCAAGGUGCAGGACGCUGCCCUGUGGCUGGAGGCCUUGCCAGGCUCCAGACCUGCCAAGCCUUCCCUCUCUACCACCGCCGCCAUCGCUGACUUCUUCCUCGCCCUAACCAUCUGCAACUCCGUCAUGGUCUCCACAACGACCGAGCCCAGGCAGAGGGUCACCAUGCCACCCUCGACCAAGGCUCUGGGGACAUCCCUGGAGAAGAUUCAGCAGCUCUUCCAGAAGUUAAAGCUUUCGAGCCUCAGCCAGUCAUUCUCGUCCACUGUGCCCUCUGACACCGACCUGGGGGAGAGUUUGGGGGCCAACAUGCCCACCACAGACUCAGAAGAAAGAGACGACGUGUCUGUGUGCAGUGGGGACUACUCCACUGAUGGCGGCUACAGGAGCAGCACCUGGGACCAGGGCGACAUCCUGGCAUCUGGGUCAGACGUUUCCUUGGAGGAGGUGCUGGAGGCCCCAGCCCUAGACCUGGCCAGCCCCGAGCUCUGUUACGAGGCUGAGAGCCCCGAUGAGGCUGCCCUCGUGCAUGCCGCCCGCGCCUACAGCUUCACACUGGUGUCCCGGACGCCCGAGCAGGUGACUGUGCGCUUGCCCCAGGGCACCUGCCUCACCUUUGAUGUCCUCUGCACCCUGGGCUUUGACUCUGUCAGGAAGAGAAUGUCCGUGGUUGUGAGGCACCCGCUGACCCGUGAGAUCGUCAUCUACACCAAGGGCGCCGACUCGAUCAUCAUGGACCUUCUGGAAGACCCGGCCUGUGUGACAGAGAUUGAUGUAGAAAAGAAGGUGAGGAAAAUCCGAGCCCGGACCCAGAAGCACCUAGAUUUGUAUGCGAGAGACGGUCUUCGAACACUGUGCAUCGCCAAGAAGGUUGUAAGUGAAGAGGACUUCCAGAGAUGGGCCAGUUUCCGGCGUGAGGCCGAGGCGUCCCUCGACAACCGAGAUGAGCUUCUGAUGGAGACCGCCCAGCAUCUGGAGAAUCAACUCACCUUACUCGGAGCCACUGGGAUCGAAGACCGGCUGCAGGAAGGAGUUCCAGACACAGUUGCUGCUCUGCGGGAAGCGGGGAUCCAGCUCUGGGUUCUGACCGGAGAUAAACAGGAGACAGCGGUCAAUAUCGCCUAUUCCUGCCGACUGUUAGAUCAGACCGACACUGUUUACUCCAUUAACACAGAAAGUCAGGAAACCUGUGACUCAAUCCUCAGCUGUGCAUUGGAAGAGGUCAAGCAAUUUUAUGGACCACGGAAGCCAGACCGCCUGCCUCCUGGGGCACCUCCCCCGACCUCAGGAGCUGCUAUUCCAGAAGUUGGCUUGGUCAUCGAUGGGAAGACACUGAAUGCCAUUUUCCAGGGAAAGCUGGAGAAGAAAUUUCUGGAGUUGACCCAGUACUGCCGGUCUGUCCUGUGCUGCCGCUCCACGCCCCUCCAGAAGAGUAUGAUAGUCAAGCUGGUGCGAGACAAGUUGAGCGUCAUGACCCUUUCCAUAGGUGACGGAGCAAAUGACGUAAGCAUGAUUCAAGCUGCUGAUAUUGGGAUUGGAAUAUCCGGACAGGAAGGCAUGCAGGCCGUCAUGUCCAGUGACUUCGCUAUCUCCCGCUUCAGACACCUCAAAAAGCUGCUGCUCGUGCACGGCCACUGGUGUUACUCACGGCUGGCCAGGAUGGUGGUGUACUACUUCUACAAGAACGUGAGCUACGUCAACCUGCUGUUCUGGUACCAGUUCCUGUGCGGGUUCUCUGGCUCCACCAUGAUCGACUACUGGCAGAUGAUCUUCUUCAAUCUCUUCUUCACCUCCUUGCCUCCUCUCGUCUUCGGCGUCCUCGAUAAAGACAUCUCAGCGGAAACACUCCUGGCGUUGCCUGAGCUGUACAAGAGCGGCCAGAACUCCGAAUGUUACAACCUGUUGACUUUCUGGGUUUCCAUGGUGGAUGCGUUCUACCAGAGCCUCAUCUGUUUCUUUAUCCCUUACCUGACGUACAAGGACUCUGAUAUCGACGUCUUCACUUUCGGGACACCCAUCAAUACCGUCUCCCUCGCCACAAUCCUCUUGCACCAGGCAAUGGAAAUGAAGACCUGGACCAUCAUCCACGGGCUGGUGCUCGUAGGCAGCUUCCUGAUGUACUUCGUGGUAUCCCUGGUGUAUAACGCCACCUGUGUCAUCUGCAACAGCCCCACCAACCCCUACUGGGUGAUGGAAGGCCAGCUCUCAGACCCCACUUUCUACCUUGUCUGCUUCCUCACACCAGUCGCGGCUCUUCUCCCAAGGUACUUUUUCCUAUCUCUACAAGGGAGUUAUGGGAAGUCUCUGAUCUCAAAAGCUCAGAAAAUUGACAAACUCCCCAAGGACAAAAGAGACCUGGCGAUCCAGAGCUGGCGAAGCAGACACACGCCUGCCCGUGUCCCUGGAAAGGCUCAGCCCACCCCCCGUCCAGUACCACCCGUCCCUGAACAGGACUUGAAAACCAGCACCCCCAAGCAGAAGUGCAAAGAGGACCGGGUGCCGCGUGGAGAGAGAAGCAGCAGAGACCACAUGAGGGAUGACUCGUGCUCAACAGACUCCUCAGCUAAACUCUCAUCCAGAGAUCACCUUCUUCUGGGGCCUAGCAGCACAAUGGCUUCCGGGGCCAACUCAAGUGGACAGGCUAAUGUCCACCAACGCUCGAGCAGGGGCAGCCAUCGCCGAUCUCAGAGUUCAAUGACCAUAUGAGGGGCCUGCAAAAAUGUGUACAAACUCAGAGGAGAACGCCCAGUCAGAGGCCUCAUUAAGCCAAGCCUCUUCCUCUCUCUGUGAAGGGAAGAAUUUGCCAUUCUUAUUCUGUUCUCCCGACUAGGCUUGACUUCCUUAGCGGAAGCCAAGGGGUUUGACAAAAAAAGGAGUGGAAACCAGUUGACCUCUAGUUUUCUCCAGGCAGCACAUUUUACAACAGAGUUUUUAUAAAGAGGCUAUGUUUCUAUUGUAUUGAGUUCUCAAAAUUUUUAGCCCAGGGAUGUUCUGAUCCUCUAGAUAAGUGAAGCCUACGACCCAGGGCGAUGGGGCCAUAAGUUUCCAAGAUUCCAAGAAAUGUUAUCAACCCAGGUGAUUUCUCAGGCUAUGGAAGUUUCUGGGCUUGUCCAACCAUCACCUCACCCCUCAGUGCCAGAGUUUAAAUUUCAGACAAGACCCGUACACACAGGCGCUUCAUCUUGACUGUAUUGCAGUGAUGACCGUGUUGGGGGUAAAUAUCCCUUCUAUGCACAAAGAGUUGGGUCGCUUUUUGUCUCUAAGCCAAAGAAAACCACAUAUAAAGAUUAAAACUAAAAUUGAACUCUGUGCCACUUCUGAGGGUUGUAGGGCCACAACUCGUAUAAGAGGCAGAAAGAACAUAGCAUGCUAAGGGAAAUGGUAUACCAGGAACUCCAGGCUUUAGCCGACGGACUCUAUGUCCCUCUACCAAGAUGACAUGGGGAGCACUUUUUUUAAGCUAUUUAUUUUAUUUAUUUUUAAAUGGAAGUACCCAUUCUCAUUCAGCUCUCAGAACAAGAAAACUCUAAAAUCGAUAGAUCUUAGCACACCUGCAUCUAGAAUAGACCCUUUUGAUGGAGCAACUCUGAGCCCAAACAAUGACAUCUUAAAUGGUAGGGCCAGUGUUAAGCUCUGUUCAUUAAGACUGGAAGAUACUGGCACAUGCUGCCAUUAAAAAAAGGGGGAAUCAGAGGAAGUCUCACUUCACCAUGAAAAGAAGGACUACAUAGACUUCUUACUCCUAGAGGUGGUAAACCCCAAAAAUGUAAGAGCUCAAAAAAGUGUUGAAAUAAAAGAAUGGAUGAUAGAAUUCUAAUAGGCUGUUGAGAAAAGCUAGGUCUACUAUAGGCAAAGAAAGCCUCUCUCUAGUGUUUUAAAAUAAGCCAGGGAGGACUACCAAACCCUCUCUCCUUAAGGUGGUGCCUAUAGAUUAGGCAAAAUCCCUAGAGGUUAGGGAUGGAUGUGACAAGCCUUUGAGCCCAAGUCACAACCACCCUACUUGACUAAGAGUCAUAGCCACCUGACUUGAGUAACUUCUCAGCAAAGAUGCCCAAAAACAUCUCAACAAUCAAGUUGGCAAAUGGAAGACCCAGCUGGUCCUCUGACUACCCUGCUGACACCCUUGAUCUGGAGGGCCAUGUGAAGCAUCAUCCUGGAGCCAAUACAUUGGAUCUCCUUCACUAACUCUGCCACAUAAGGACACCAGCACUGGCCAGCCAGUGGGUAUUCAGGGGACUCCUACAUGAGGACUGCUAAAAAAGGAGCAGGUAAACACAUCAGGCACAGCAGGAAUGAUGUGGAUUGUCCCAAAUGAGGGGAUUCAGCCAAAACUUGGAUCUCACGGUCCUACCUUUCCCCAUACAAUUCCUGAAAGCCAGAUGAGACAGGAUGUUUCAACAAAGAACAGAGGAGAGGGAAGAAACCUGGCCUCAGGAGAUCUGGGACGCAGAUCUUUGCUCUGCCCCAUACUCUGUAGGAGCCAGGAGCCUUGAAGCUGGAUGCAACACCUACAAGUUAGGUUAGAACUGCCCUACCUCCCAGGCUUGGCACAAGGAUCAAGUCAAAAUUACAUGGGGCUGAGAAAACGCUUUGAAAGCUGUAACACCCUUGAUAAUAACACAGGGAUUUUUAUUUCAGAGUUAAGAGGAAAAGAGGUGAUGGGGAAAUUGAGAAAACGUCUGAUCUCAGCACCUAAUGCCAAACCUUACCCAUCAUUGUGAUGCUGCUCUGUUUCCUCCAUGACCAACCAUCCCAGUUUGCCUAGAAUUUUCCCAGGUUUAGCACUGAAAAUCCCACAUCCUGGGAAACUCCUCAGUCCUGGGACAACUGGAAUAGCUGGUCACCUGCUCUUGCUCUUUUUUGUAAACCAAAUCAACUGUGACCCUCCAACACGCCACCUUAGGGGAAAAGGUUAUAACAACUCUUUCCAUAUAACAUAAUGCUAAUGAUUGUACGUAAUACAUUUUUAUACUUUUAUGACCUUUUACUGAUUGACUGGAAAUGUGUCAUUCUUUAUUAGAAGA